Pristis pectinata (smalltooth sawfish) is the source of this 1884-nucleotide messenger RNA. RefSeq names its product heat shock transcription factor family member 5 (gene hsf5). The transcript is spliced from 6 exons. Gene Ontology annotation, biological process: regulation of DNA-templated transcription. Lineage: Eukaryota; Metazoa; Chordata; Chondrichthyes; Rhinopristiformes; Pristidae. The record is from RefSeq and is a predicted model, not a curated record. Gene Ontology annotation, molecular function: sequence-specific DNA binding; DNA-binding transcription factor activity. Bases 1 to 1884 code for a protein of 627 amino acids.
AUGGAGGAGUUCCUUCUCUCCACCCCCAUCAACCCCAAUAACUUCCCAGCCAAGCUGUGGCGCAUCGUGAACAGCCCCCGAUACCGCUCGAUCCGCUGGGACCCCCGCGGCGAAGGGCUCAUCGUCGACCAGCAACUCUUCGAAUCCGAGCUCCUCACCCCGAUCAAGAACGUCAACAAUGGUGCCAACCUGGAGCCCGACACCGACCUGCUCUUCAAAACCACCAACUUCACCAGCUUCAUCCGCCAGCUCAACCUGUACGGCUUCAGGAAGAUGGGGCAAGGGAGCGGCGAGCAACCAGUGCCUGGCGAGCUGGGGGCAGGGGAUGGGCUACUUCAUCACUUCCACAACCCCAGCUUUAAACAGGAUCACCCAGAGCUCCUCAUCAACAUGAAAAGGCUAACCAGUGCCAACAAAGCCAAGCUGGCAGCUGGGCUCCAGGUCAACACCAGACCACCCAACCGUUUUCAGAGGUAUCUCACCAACUCCAUGGACUCCAUUGGCCAGACCAAAGGGGACCGACAUGGACCUGUGACAGUUGGCCAACUUCAACGAACAUUCCGCAGGGAUAACUUGUCCCCAUACCCAUUUAUGUCAUCUACCCACAAUCAAAGUCCUUUACAUACAGUGUCCAUUAAAAAUUUGUCAGGUUCUAACCCUGGUGGCCUAGAUCGAACCCCAAUUCCCCCACGUACAUGGCACAGCUCUAUUGGACUAGUGGCUGGACAAAUUGAUACCACCUCUUCUUCUCCAUUUGCUGACAAAGCAAUUCCAUUUUCUGUCAUACAACGAUUUCCCACCGAGGUCACCUAUACUCUGCAACCAAAUCCUAAUAAUGUGCAUGUUCAACAAGGAUCUCAAGAGAUAGGAACUGCUGGUCAGAAAUAUACCAGUUAUCUUACUUCUCCUUCACAGUAUCAUCAGGCCUUCUAUCCAACAGCUGUCUUGCAGUGCUGUCCUCCUAACUCCCACCUGGAUCCACUGACAGGUUGUCCAAAUACAAACACCUCUUCUUAUCCUAACUACAACUAUUAUCAGAAUGCUGCCAUGCAGUCUUCAUAUCCUGUUGAUGUGCUACACAGCAAUGCAGCAGCCUGGCACUGCACUGCUACAGAUGAAUCCAAAAAGUCUGAAGUUAACUUGGAAACUGUCUUUCAGAUAGUGGAUGAAUUAAGGGCUUCUCCAAAACUUCAGCUGGUGAAAAUCGAUGGCACAGAGAAUCCAACUCAAAUGCAACAAUCUCAGAAUACCCAGAAGGCCCCCAGCACUCCAACAUUUACUGACAAUGCAGGAGCCAACGUACAACCAAUGGAACUUCAGACUCUCACCUCUGCAGUCUCAGAGAUUAAGUCUUUCGUGGUAGCAGUAGACCAGCCACUCUCAUGUUCACUGCCAGCAGUUGCUGACAGCAUGCAUACAACUACUUCACAGCUAUCUGAGAAUACAACGACUGUAAGCGUUGUAUCUGCAUCAGUAGCUUCUGAUCAGUGUCUACCACAAGGCGAAGUAUCUAAGCUGUGCCACAGUACAUCUCUCCAUCCAAUAGUGCUUGUUGAGGAUGGACCAGAAUCCAGCUCUGAAAGGACAGUACAUGGUACUGACUAUCAGACUGGCUCCUUGGAUUCCAUCCAGACCUCUGAUCGAUCAAGAACCAUUAUUUCAGCACUACUCUCUGACUUUGACAUACCUAAAGAUACAAUUGCAGCUAAUACUAUUUCAUCGACUCCUAUCAAAUCAAGACGACAAAACAGUGGCCAACAAGCUAAGUCUCCUGAUCUUCAUCUUCUAGUAGAUGUGGCCUGUAAUCAGGAUCACUUUCAAAAAGAAGAGGAUAUUUGCGUUUGGGAGACAGAAGCCAACCAUUCUCCUCAGCUAUCACCUUAG